AUGAACUAUGAUAAGCCUAUUAUCAUUCGUAAAAAUAAACCUGCACCAAAACAAAAUACUGUUACUUUAGAUGAUGAAGUUACUUUACAACUUGUACCAAAGCAUGUACAAGAUAAAAUUAAAGAAGCACGUGUAAAAUUGGAAUUAGACCAAAAAGAACUUGCUAAAAAAAUGGAUAAAAAAGUAAGUGUUGUAAAGGAGUGGGAAAAGGGGACUGCUAAUUUUGAUAAAAAUAUAGCAAGAGCCUUUGAAAAGGCUUUGAAUAUAAAAUUUGAUUUAAAACAGGGUAAAUAA
This is a messenger RNA of Vairimorpha ceranae, 294 nucleotides long. RefSeq names its product multiprotein-bridging factor 1. The record is from RefSeq and is a predicted model, not a curated record. Gene Ontology annotation, molecular function: DNA binding. NCBI's taxonomy places the organism in Eukaryota, Fungi, Microsporidia, Nosematidae. Bases 1 to 294 code for a protein of 97 amino acids. The transcript has a single exon.